AUGGUGGUAUCUACAGAAUAUUAUGAUCUGUUGAACGUGUCAGUGGACUCAGACGAUGAGACUGUACGAAGAGGCUAUCUCAAGCAAGCACGGAAAUGGCAUCCGGAUAAGAAUGGCGGUGACCCCAAUGCCGAAACACGGUUCAAGGCAAUAGGCGUCGCAUAUAAAGUUCUUUCGGAUAAGAAUUUAAGACAGAUUUACGACGAGAAAGGGAAGGAGAAGGCUGACCAAGCCAACAACGCGGCACAAGUGGACCCCAUUGAGCAGACGACUGAGCUCUGUCGCUCGUUAUUCGGGUUUGGAAAAUUCGACACAGUGUUUGGAGAUCCCACGACGCUAUCCCUGUUCUUAAUGGCGUUAAAGCUGAUAAGUCAGUCCCAGGACAAAGGCACCUCACUGGAUGCGACUGAAGAGGUGAAGAGGCAAUUAGAACAGCAAGAACGCGACGAAGCCGAAGCCAAAGAGCAAGCCAUCGUUGACGAACUCUGCCUGAUGCUGAAGAAAAAACUCAAUAACCUGGCAAAAGGCCAAGAACACAAGCAAUUCUUCCACGAGAUGGUUCUACUGGAAGCCGAAUCACUCAGCGACUCACCCGGUGGCGAUGAACUCGUUGGGAUCACGGGAUAUAUCUACCAACAAGAAGCUAAGCAACACAUGGGUCGAUACUUUGGCUUCGAAGGGCUUUGGUCGGAGAUCGCUGAGCAGGGGCACUUACUGUCCCAGCGGAUGGACCUGAUCAGUCAGGGUAUCAAGCUGUUCCGAACUUCGGCGAGGCUGCAGAACAUUGUGGAGGCCAAGAAGUCCGUUGCCGGGGCGGGGGCGGAGAGCAUAAGAGAUAGCGCGGAACAUAGCAACUGGGAAACUAGGACAAAGAAAGAUAAGACAAAUACGGAAUAUGGAAGUGGCGCACAUGGUGAUACGGAAGGGGGUGAAGAUGAAUAUAUGAACACUAACGGAACAGAUAAUAAUAACAAUAAUACGGACCGGACCAAGGUUCCCGGGGGUCAAAAGGGGUUUAAUAAGGGCUUCCAUGAGGGUGUGGAUAUGGAGCUAGAGCAGGAGAGGAUCAUGUUCGAGGCUGUGCUGUCGCACGGGCUGAGUGCUAUGUGGAAAUUAGGCAAAUAUCUGGUCGAGGAGCGAUUACGGAAAGUCUGCGAAUUACUGUUGAGCGACCCGCUGGCAAGUCAAGAACAAAUAGACAUGUGGGCCGAAGGUCUUCUCCAGAUGGGAGUUGCCUACAGCGAAGUCAGUCAGAAGAAGCAGAGCUUCCACACACAAACGGGGGCUAGUGAUAGCGCGCAGGAGCGAUACGGACUGCCGAAGUUUAGAUGACAAAUAAAUAUAUAAUGAGGUCUCGAUUG
This is a messenger RNA of Sphaeroforma arctica JP610, 1361 nucleotides long. RefSeq lists its product as hypothetical. Lineage: Eukaryota; Ichthyosporea; Ichthyophonida. The transcript has 8 exons. The record is from RefSeq and is a predicted model, not a curated record. Bases 1 to 1332 code for a protein of 443 amino acids.